Scleropages formosus (Asian bonytongue) is the source of this 3827-nucleotide messenger RNA. RefSeq names its product damage-specific DNA binding protein 1 (gene ddb1). Gene Ontology annotation, cellular component: nucleus. The transcript has 27 exons. Lineage: Eukaryota; Metazoa; Chordata; Actinopteri; Osteoglossiformes; Osteoglossidae. Gene Ontology annotation, molecular function: protein binding; nucleic acid binding. Bases 100 to 3519 code for a protein of 1139 amino acids. The record is from RefSeq and is a predicted model, not a curated record.
GCGCUUCUCUUGUGUCGCGGUCGUCGACUAUUUUGCGCGGAGUCGCGGCGCAGGAGAGGAUAUUCGCUUGUAACUGUUGUGUUUUGUUCUUCGAUCGCCAUGUCGUACAACUACGUGGUGACCGCGCAGAAACCCACGGCUGUCAACGCCUGCAUUACGGGACACUUCACCUCUGCAGAGGACUUGAAUUUGCUGAUUGCCAAGAACACGCGGUUGGAAAUCUAUGUUGUGACGGCCGAGGGGCUGCGGCCUGUCAAGGAGGUUGGCAUGUAUGGCAAGAUUGCCGUCAUGGAGCUCUUCCGACCCAAGGGUGAGAACAAGGACCUGCUGUUCAUCCUGACUGCCAAGUACAACGCCUGCAUUCUGGAGUACAAGCAGACGGGGGAGAGCAUUGACAUCAUCACCAGAGCUCAUGGCAAUGUGCAGGACCGCAUCGGGCGCCCCUCUGAGACGGGUAUCAUUGGCAUUGUAGACCCAGAAUGCCGCAUGAUCGGGUUGCGUCUGUAUGACGGCCUGUUUAAAGUUAUCCCCCUGGAUCGGGAGAACCGUGAGUUGAAAGCGUUCAACAUUCGGCUGGAGGAGCUACAGGUCAUUGAUGUCCACUUCCUGUACGGCUGCCAGGUCCCCACCGUCUGUUUUAUCUACCAGGACCCUCAGGGGCGCCACGUGAAGACAUACGAGGUCUCACUGCGAGAAAAGGAGUUCAACAAGGGACCCUGGAAGCAGGAGAAUGUGGAGGCAGAAGCUUCAAUGGUCAUUCCAGUUCCAGAACCUUUUGGAGGAGCUAUAAUCAUCGGCCAGGAGUCCAUCACUUAUCACAACGGAGACAAAUACCUGGCCAUAGCUCCUCCCACUAUCAAGCAAAGCACCAUCGUAUGUCACAACCGCGUGGACCCCAAUGGCUCACGGUACCUGCUGGGUGACAUGGAGGGUAGACUCUUCAUGCUGUUGCUGGAGAAAGAGGAGCUGAUGGAUGGGUCUGUGGUGCUAAAGGACCUGCGGGUAGAGCUGCUAGGAGAGACCUCCAUUGCAGAAUGCCUCACCUACCUGGACAACGGCGUGGUUUUCGUUGGCUCCCGCCUUGGUGACUCUCAACUUGUUAAGCUGAAUGUGGACAGCAAUGAUCAGGGUUCCUAUGUGGCAGUGAUGGAAACAUUCACCAACCUCGGCCCAAUUGUGGACAUGUGUGUGGUGGACCUCGAGAGACAAGGCCAAGGACAGUUAGUCACCUGCUCUGGGGCCUUUAAAGAGGGAUCAUUAAGGAUCAUUCGCAACGGCAUCGGAAUUCACGAACAUGCAAGCAUCGAUCUGCCAGGAAUCAAAGGCUUAUGGCCCCUGCGCUCUGAAGCUGGGCGGGAGACAGAUGACAUGUUAGUGCUGUCCUUUGUGGGCCAAACCAGGGUACUGAUGCUGAGUGGAGAGGAAGUGGAGGAAACAGAGCUCCCUGGGUUUGUUGACAACCAGCAGACUUUCUACUGUGGAAAUGUUGCUCACCAGCAGCUCAUUCAGAUCACCUCAGGAUCUGUGCGGCUGGUGAUGCAGAACACCAAGACCCUGGUGAGUGAAUGGAAGGAGCCCCAGGGGAGGAACAUCAGCGUGGCUGCCUGCAACUCAACCCAGGUGGUGCUGGCUGUGGGCAGAGUGCUGUACUACCUGGAGAUCCUUGCAGGAGAGCUCAAACAGAUCAGCUCCACAGAGAUGGAGCAUGAGGUGGCCUGUUUGGACAUCACACCCCUAGGGGAGGGUGGUGACUCCCCCCUGUGCGCAGUGGGGCUUUGGACUGACAUCUCUGCUCGCAUCCUCAAGCUGCCCACCUUUACUGCCCUACACAAGGAGAUGCUAGGAGGGGAGAUCAUCCCACGCUCCAUCCUGAUGACUACCUUUGAAGGCUGUCACUACUUGCUGUGUGCACUGGGGGAUGGAGCGCUCUUCUACUUUGGUUUGGACCUCCAGACAGGUGUCCUCAGUGAGCGCAAGAAAGUGACUCUAGGCACUCAGCCCACUGUCCUACGCACUUUCCGCUCCCUCUCCACUUCCAAUGUCUUUGCCUGCUCUGACCGCCCAACUGUCAUCUACUCAAGCAAUCACAAACUUGUCUUCUCCAAUGUCAACCUCAAGGAGGUCAACUACAUGUGUCCUCUAAACUCUGAAGGGUAUCCUGAUAGUUUGGCUCUAGCCAACAACAGCACUUUGACCAUAGGCACCAUCGAUGAGAUCCAGAAGCUACACAUUCGAACCGUGCCCCUCUAUGAAUCUCCCAGGAGGAUCUGCUAUCAAGAGGUAUCCCAGUGUUUUGGUGUGCUCUCCAGCCGGGUAGAGGUGCAGGAUGCCAGCGGGGCUACCUCUCCUGUCCGCCCCAGCGCCAGCACCCAGGCCCUGUCCAGCAGUGUGAGCUCCAGUAAGCUCUUCCCCAGCAGCACUUCACCACAUGAGACCUCCUUUGGGGAAGAAGUGGAGGUGCACAGCCUGCUGAUUAUAGACCAGCACACCUUUGAAGUCCUUCACGCCCACCAGUUCCUGCAGAGCGAGUAUGCCCUGAGCAUGGUUUCGUGCCGUCUGGGUAAAGACCCUGCUGUCUAUUUUAUUGUCGGCACGGCAAUGGUGUACCCUGAAGAGGCAGAGCCCAAGCAGGGCCGCAUUAUUGUGUUCCAUUACACUGAUGGGAAGCUGCAGACAGUGGCAGAGAAGGAGGUUAAAGGAGCAGUCUACUCUAUGGUGGAAUUCAAUGGAAAACUACUGGCCAGUAUCAACAGCACUGUGCGUCUGUAUGAGUGGACAGCAGAGAAGGAGCUGAGGACAGAGUGUAAUCAUUACAACAACAUCAUGGCUCUCUACCUGAAGACCAAAGGCGACUUCAUCCUGGUGGGGGACUUGAUGAGAUCAGUGUUGCUCCUGGCUUACAAGCCUAUGGAGGGAAACUUUGAGGAGAUUGCAAGAGACUUUAACCCAAACUGGAUGAGUGCUAUCGAAAUCCUGGAUGACGACAACUUCCUAGGUGCAGAAAAUGCCUUCAACCUUUUUGUCUGCCAGAAAGACAGUGCGGCCACCACAGACGAAGAGCGUCAGCACCUCCAGGAGGUGGGAGUCUUCCACCUGGGGGAGUUUGUUAACGUGUUUGCCCACGGAUCCCUGGUGCUGCAGAACCUGGGUGAGAGCUCCACCCCAACACAGGGUUCUGUGCUCUUCGGGACCGUCAACGGAAUGAUCGGCUUGGUUACCUCGCUGUCGGAGGGGUGGUACAGUCUACUGCUGGAUCUGCAAAACAGGCUCAACAAGGUCAUUAAGAGUGUGGGCAAGAUUGAGCACAGCUUCUGGAGGUCCUUUCACACUGAGCGGAAGACAGAGCAGGCUACGGGUUUCAUCGAUGGGGAUCUCAUUGAGAGUUUCCUGGAUCUGGGCCGAGCUAAGAUGCAGGAAGUGGUUAGCACACUUCAGAUCGACGAUGGCAGUGGAAUGAAACGUGAAGCCACAGUAGAUGAGGUCAUCAAGAUUGUAGAAGAGCUGACUAGGAUUCACUAGCCACAUCAACUGAGGUGUCAGUCCUGGGCGUUCUCGUCUGUUCUGUAAAUAACUAUAAAUAAGCCAGAUGAAAUGGAGGUACAGAGCCCCCACCACCCACUCCACACGUAUAACAUCUUUUCACACGUACACAGGUGGAUUGUCAUUAAAACGCAGUUCAGAUGCUGUCUACUGAAACCUGUAGUGCAAGCACAGCAUUGUUUGUGGUGAGGGGGUUGGGGGCCAGGGGAAGGGAGGAGCUGGGUGGAUUCCUAGUGUUUUGUGUUUGUGAAGAAUUUUCUUUGUUUUAAUAAAGUUUGCCAGCUGUA